AUGUCUGCCGCAGACGUCGCUACUGCUACCCCGGCCGCUGGCCAGAAUGGCUCCACCGAUGCCCCUACCCAGAACGGCGCACCUGCCAUCGACACCAAUGUUGCGUCGUCUGGUACCGCUGGCGAUGACGCCGCUACGCCCUACUCUGCCACACCCAACACCGCGCAACACUCGGCCUCUCUCUAUGUCGGCGAGCUCGAUCCCUCUGUCACCGAAGCCAUGCUUUUCGAGCUAUUUUCCUCUAUUGGCCAGGUUGCUUCAAUCCGUGUCUGCCGCGAUGCUGUCACUCGCCGCUCCCUCGGGUACGCAUAUGUCAACUACAACAAUACUGCUGACGGUGAGAGGGCACUGGAAGAUUUGAACUACACAAGCAUCAAGGGUCGCCCUUGCCGUAUUAUGUGGUCUCAACGCGACCCCGCCCUCCGCAAGACUGGACAAGGUAAUGUCUUCAUCAAGAACUUGGAUGCGGCGAUCGACAACAAAGCGCUCCAUGAUACAUUCUCCCAAUUCGGUAAUAUCCUCAGCUGCAAGGUCGCCCAGGACGAGCUUGGAAACUCAAAGGGCUAUGGUUUCGUCCAUUAUGAGACUGCCGAGGCUGCCAACCAGGCCAUCAAGUCUGUCAACGGCAUGUUGUUGAACGACAAGAAGGUCUUUGUUGGUCAUCAUAUCGCCAAGCGAGAUCGUCAAAGCAAGUUUGAGGAGAUGAAGGCCAACUUCACCAAUGUCUACAUCAAGAACAUUGACGAGUCUGUCACUGAUGACGAAUUCACCAAGUUGUUUGAGCCUUACGGUAUGGUUGUCUCUGCCACCAUCACUCGCGACGAAAAUGGCAAAAGCCGUGGCUUUGGAUUCGUCAAUUUUGCUAGUCACGAGUCCGCUGCGAAAGCGGUUGAUGAACUCAACGACAAGGAAUUUCAUGGCAAGAAUCUGUAUGUCGGUCGUGCUCAGAAGAAACACGAACGUGAGGAAGAGCUUCGAAAGCAGUAUGAAGCCGCGCGCAUGGAGAAGGCUUCCAAGUACCAAGGCGUCAACUUGUAUGUCAAGAAUUUGACUGACGAUGUGGAUGACGACAAGCUUCGUGACUUGUUCAGUGGGUAUGGAACCAUUACAUCCGCCAAGGUCAUGCGGGACACGGCCGAGCGCACCGCAUCUCCUGCUGGAGACAAAGACAAGGAGAACAAAAAGGAAGAUGCAGAAAAGGCCGACGAGGAGCCCAAGGCUGAAAGUGAGGUCAAGGAAGAGGGCAGCGACGAUGCAAAAGAACCCAAGAAAGAGGGCAAGCCUGGUCAGAAGCUUUUUGGCAAGAGCAAGGGCUUCGGCUUUGUCUGUUUUAGCAAUCCGGACGAGGCGUCAAAGGCAGUUUCAGAAAUGAAUCAAAAGAUGGUCAACGGCAAGCCUUUGUAUGUUGCACUCGCUCAACGCAAGGACGUUCGCAAAAGUCAACUCGAGGCUAGUAUCCAAGCACGGAACACCCUGCGUCAGCAACAACAAGCGGCUGCUGCUGGUAUGCCCCAAAGCUACAUCCAGCCAACAGUCUUUUACGGUCCAGCUGGACAGCAGUUCCUUCCACCUGGAGCUCAGCGUGGCGGCAUGCCUUUUCCCGGUCAGCCUGGGAUGGUUAUUCCCGGCAUGCAAGGCGGGCGUGGACAGUUCCCUGGUGGGUUCCCACAACAAGGCCGUGGCAUACCGCAAGGCCAGCAGCUUCCUCCCAAUUUCGGCCUGCCUGGACAGAUGCCUUUUAUCCAGAACCCAGCUCUUGUCAACGGAAUGUACAACAAUCCUCAAGCAUUGGCCCAGAUGCAAGCUCAGAUGGGUCGUGGCGCCGGUGGUCGUGGUCAGAUGCAAGGCAUGCAGGGUAUGCCUCCCAACAUGCAGGGCAUGGCUGGCGUGCGUGGCGGCGCGUUUCCGCAAGGCGGUCGAGGUGGUAACAUGCAGAACAUUCCAGGCGCGCAAGCAGGCGCUCGGUUGCCACCACAAGGCCGUGGACAGAUGAUGCCUGGUCGCGAAGAGGUCCCUGCUGGCGGCCUUAGCAAUCUUGCAUCAUUGCCUCCCAACCAACAGAAACAGAUGCUUGGUGAAGCUAUCUAUCCCAAGAUCCAACAGAUUCAACCGGAACUUGCUGGCAAGAUUACCGGUAUGCUUUUGGAAAUGGACAACUCCGAAUUGCUGGCGCUGAUCGACGACGACAAUGCUCUUCGUGCCAAGGUAGACGAAGCGCUCACUGUCUACGACGAGUAUGUCAAGGGCCGUCAAACUGCAGGCGAAGGUGGUCCUAAUGGCACAAAAGAGGAGGAUGCGUCCAAGGCCGAAGGCGCCGAAGCGACGGCUUAG
This is a messenger RNA of Fonsecaea nubica, 2331 nucleotides long. RefSeq lists its product as hypothetical. Bases 1 to 2331 code for a protein of 776 amino acids. The record is from RefSeq and is a predicted model, not a curated record. The transcript has 2 exons. Lineage: Eukaryota; Fungi; Ascomycota; Eurotiomycetes; Chaetothyriales; Herpotrichiellaceae. Gene Ontology annotation, cellular component: ribonucleoprotein complex. Gene Ontology annotation, molecular function: RNA binding.